Messenger RNA from Rhinichthys klamathensis goyatoka, 1787 nucleotides. It is a transcript of the gene eaf2, whose product is annotated as ELL associated factor 2. The transcript is spliced from 6 exons. Gene Ontology annotation, biological process: regulation of transcription elongation by RNA polymerase II; positive regulation of DNA-templated transcription. Lineage: Eukaryota; Metazoa; Chordata; Actinopteri; Cypriniformes; Leuciscidae. Gene Ontology annotation, cellular component: super elongation complex. Bases 115 to 891 code for a protein of 258 amino acids. Gene Ontology annotation, molecular function: transcription elongation factor activity. The record is from RefSeq and is a predicted model, not a curated record.
GUAGCAAGAGCAAGCAACGCGUCCAGAAGUGAGGUGUCUAUUUCUGCCGUAGAUGGUAUCGAAUCAAGUAGAAAGUUGAAAACUGCUAAUAUAUGGUUGAAAAUUGUGAUUAGAAUGAAUGGAACAGCAUAUUCAAACUUUGACAAUCAAGAGCACGUUCUCAAACUAGGCGAAACCUUUGAGAAACAACCUAAAAGUGCAUUUCACACGGUACGAUAUGAUUUUAAACCAGCCUCCAUAGAUACAACAUGUGAGGGGGAUCUGGAAGUGGGCAAAGGAGAGCAAGUUACAAUCACACUACCGAACUUGGAGGGAUCCACAGCACCUGUUACUGUGUUUAAAGGUUCUAAAAGGCCUUAUAUGAAAGAAUGUAUUCUCAUUGUUAACCAUGACACAGGAGAGUAUCGUCUGGAGAAACUCAGCAGUAACAUCGCGGUCAAGAAGACCAGGGCUGAGGGAAGCAGUAAGGUUCAGUCACGGCUGGAGCAGCAAACCAGCAGGCUCAGUCAGCAGAUGAAGACAGGCAGUGGAAGCAAGGCUCCCUCCAGCACCAAGAGCUCUCCUCCUAAGGAGAAAAUGUCUCCAUCAUCUCCCAUGGAUGAUAUUGAGCGAGAGCUCAUGGCCGAGGCGCGUGACAUGGAGCAGAUGAGCAGUGGAGACAGCUCCUCAGAUUCCCACAGUUCCUCCUCAUCCAGUAGUGGGGACAGUUCCAGCAGCGACUCCGAGGACGAGAGUCGCCCUCCGCAUAAUACGCCCCCAGUCCCCCCACAGAGCACCUCUGCCCUCAACACAUCUCAAAGCCGCGUGGAAGAGAGCAGCGGGCAUUUCAUGAACACGCUCAAAAAUGAUCUCCAGUUGAGUGAGUCUGGGAGUGAAAGUGACGAUGACUGAUUGCAAAGACGUGUUGGACAUCUGAUGCUGAAAGAGUGUCAUGUUUUCAGGAAGUACAGUAUCUGUUCACUAGUUAAAAUUUUAUGUGAAACCUGAAUCCAAAUCACUAUCCCUAUCAACUUUUUAGUUAUGAAAUCUUUUCUUUCCCCUAGUUUCUUAGUAAUACUUGCAUCAGCACAAGCUGUCAUUGGACACAAAGCUGGGGGGUUUGCUUUAUUAGUAAAUUAAGAAAAGGUAUUUAUUUUGUUAAGAAUGCUACUGCAUAGAUGUUAGUUUUAUAGGAAUGUCCUAUAGAUGCUUCCUCAAAGGUUAUAGAAAUAUAUCUAUUUCUGAGAUAACUGUUUAGAAAGAUCACCAUGGUCAUGUUAUAAUAUAUAUAUUUUUUUGAAGCUUAACAUUCUCAAGCACAUGUGAAUCAGCAGAAUAUUAUUAGGAAUCUUAAGGAGCAUGAGUGCAUUAAUGUGCCAAGCUCAGUCUCAGUAAUCUCAGAUACACAUUACCCGACCUGCAAUACUUGAAUUUUUUUCUUUGAUGAUUCGGAGAGAUUUGUUCAUAACACACUGUGCCUUGUAUAUAAGGUGUAUUUUGAAUAUCCAUCCCAUUCUCUUGCAUUGAAGUUUACCCAUUGUUUUAAAUUCCUGCUUGGAUUCCUUAAGAUGUAAUCUCCAUUUCGAUGUAGAAGCCUAUGUGUCGUGUGUCUUACUGUACGCCUCUGGCAGGCCCAAAAGCAACACUCUUCACUCUUUAUCCAGCCCUUCUUGAGCACUAAUUGCAAAAUAUGACGUGCCAUCCUAUGUAUUAUACUAUAGUAAGGUUGACUGAUGUGGUAAAUGUAGUUCUGUGGGAGGUGUUUGAUCAUUAAAAUUGUGUAUAGACAAAGACUUGUUUUCGCGAUG